AUGCGUGCGCAACCCAAAGACGCGCUGCAGCACAUGCUGAAUUGCUUCGAUGCACCCGCCCGAGAAGCGCACGUGCUGCUGGCUCCGGGCUGCGGUUUCGACUACGCGGUUCCCGACGUCGCGGCGGCACUGGCAGAGCGGGGCGCGCGGGCAGCUCUCGGCCGGGCUCCCGUCCGGUUGCGGCAGGUGUUCGCAGUCCGCCCGGGACCGCAUUCUGGUCCCGUGUUCAGCGCCAAGUGGAUCGAUGCGUUACUCACGAAGCCAAAUCAGCAGCCACAGGGGCGUCGGGCGGCUGAGACGUAUUCGGCACAGCACCACUUCCUUGCCGGAGGAGGUGCUGGCAGUGGUGCCAGCGGCGAAGGCAUUACCGCAGCCAGCUCUGCCGGUGCCAGGGGUGCAGCUGCAACGCUGCAAGGCGGUGGUUGUGCUGGCGGCACGGAAGCAUGUGUCGUCAGCGACCCGGGCAGCGCUUCUCACUCUCGGGCUGCGAAGGAUGUACUUUGGAACCCGCCACCCAGUUGGGGCCCUUGGCUGAGCUACUGCCCAGAGCUGCACGCCUGGACAAUACCCUUCCCCUUAGGAGGCGCCGCCGCGCGGUUUCUGUUCGCCUGGCGACACCAGCUCGAACGCCAAGAACAACAUAAGCAACAGGAUCAAGAGGAACGGCAACAGCAGCAAGAGCUGGGGCGGGAGGGCGGUGCCGUAGGCCCCACGUUCUGGACUAGGAAUGAUUCCGCAGCCGCCGCGGGUUCCGUUUCUCGGCUGGAGCCAGAGCCGGAGCCGGAGCUCGACUCGCGCAUCGUCCUGCCACUACCGGUGCUGGCGCCGCUCCCGCCGGGCCGUACUGCCCUGGCGGUGCUGGCGGCGGCGCCCCUGCUGCCCCCGCUGCUCUGCCUCUGCCUGGCGCUGUGCUGGCUAGCACUGUGGUUGGUGGUGGUGCCCAGCGUGGCAUUGCUGCUGGCGGCACGGCAGUGGACGUGUGGGGUUGUGCUGUUGCGCCGCUGGCUGAUAGUACUGAGCUUGGGACUCCUAACAGAUGACGAGGCUCGGGCGGCCCAGGCGGUUUCAGAGCUCCGGUUUGAGAUGGUGCUGACGGCGGGGGCCUUCCCGCCGGCAAACGCACCUGCCGACAGGCUGGCGGCGCCAGCUGCCGCGGCGGAGGCCGCUGCCACGGAGGCCGCGGCCCUUAGCCAUGGUACCACAUACCAGAGGCAGCGGCGGCGAUGCCAGGUAUUUCGAAUGCAUGUGGCGGGGCCGGCCGCGGGCAAAUGGCACGACCUCACAUCCGCCUGCCUGGCACGUGCGGCGCUGGAGCUGUUAGCAGCAGCAAAGGCCGAGGCGAUGGCAGCGGGGUCGGUGCGGCCGGCGCCUGGCGCUGGAGAGUUGGCGGCAGGUUCAGUACUGGUUCCGGAGCCCGCUCACGCAAGCAGCCUUGGUAGGACACGGGUUGAAGGAUAUGCAUUGAGCGCGCUGAGGCGGGGCGGCGGCCUGAUUACUCCCGCACAGCUCCUGGCGGGCUCCGGGGAACAGUGUGUAUUUUGGGAUGCGCUGCAGCGUGACCUUGGAGUGGAGCCUGUUUUUCCUUACCGCCGUAACGGUAAGGGAGUGCCGCCUCCACGGUUCUUCGGAGUCCAUGAAUUCCUUGGUAUCUUCGUCGCACUCGUGAUGGGUCUUCAGCAUGCGCUCGCGAUGGUGGGCGGCCUGAUUACACCACCGUUGCUUAUAUCUAACCUGGCUUUUGGGCGUCGUCCGAUCACAAAUAUACCUUACGCGUCGGGAAAUCCUUCCGAAAUUCAACGCUAUCUGGUGCAGGCUUCGCUCAUCGUGUGCGGCAUCAUGACCUUUGUCCAGGUGGCUGGGUUCCGCAUCUUCAGGUCUCCCUUCCAGCUGGGCGCCGGUGUACUCAGCUGCAUGGGCGUGUCCUUUACGACGGUCCCGAUCGCCACCUCAGUCAUAAACGUGCUCAUGAAGGAGCAGGGCUUCACGUUUGAGGAGGCGUACGGCAAGCUGCUGGGCACUUUGAUGCUGUGCUCCAUCAUCCCCACCAUUCUGUCGUUCUUUCCAAUCAGGAUCAUCAAAAAGAUCUUCCCGCCCAUUGUGUGCGGUGUGGUGAUCAUGCUGAUCGGCGUACACCUCAUUGCUGCCGGGUUCAAGAACUGGGGGGGCGGCGCCUUCUGCGCGGACAACUACCUGCACGGACCCACCCCGACGACCUUUUUAAAUGUGCCCAGCAAACUCGCCAACGGCACCACCAUCUACAAGAACGUCACCGCAUACGUGGCUCCCGGUGUCAAGUGCGGGGACCUGACCAAGACGGAGGUGCAACUGCCAUUCGGGUCGCAGCAGUACAUUGGACUGGGCUUUAUCGUAUUCUUCUCCAUCAUCUUUUUGGAGAUCUUCGGCUCCCCCUUCAUGCGCAAUGCCUCCGUCAUCCUGGCGCUGCUGUUUGGCUAUCUGAUUGCCGCGUGCAUCAAGUUCGAGGGCAAGAAGUACGUGGUCACCACCAAGAUUGACCAGGCCCCGGGAAUUACCUUUUUGUGGACGCGGACCUUCCCCAUAGGGUUUUACGCUCCCGCUAUAGUGCCGCUCUGCAUCGUGUUCAUCAUCACCUCCAUCGAGACGGUGGGCGACACCGCGGCCACCCUGGAGGCCUCCCGCAUGGCGGUGGACGGUCCGGAUGCCACCCGCCGCAUCAAGGGCGCCCUCCUCAAUGACGGCGUCAGCGGCUUGUUCUCGGCACUCGCCACGUCACUGCCCCUCACCACCUUCGCACAGAACAACGGUGUCAUCUCACUCACCAAUGUGGCGAGUCGGCAAGCGGGUUUCGCGGCGGCCGCCUGGCUGUUCCUCCUGGGUAUCCUUGGCAAGGUUGGCGCCUGGAUCACGACUAUUCCCGAGGCUGUGCUGGGUGGCAUGACCACGUUCCUAUUUGCGAACGUGAUUGCCUCGGGCAUCAAGAUCAUCGUCAACGGCGACCCGCUCACCCGCCGCUCCCGCUUCAUCCUGGCCUGCUCCCUGGCUCUGGCCUUCGGCGUGGAGCUGGUACCCCAGUGGGCUCAGAGUCAGCUGUGGCCCGUUACGCCGGACAUGUCGAGCGGAGUGCGCGGUAUCCGCGACGCCAUCAUCCUGGUGCUGUCCACCUCGUUCACCUUUGGGGCCGUGACGGCGCUCAUCCUCAACCUCAUCAUCCCCGUGGAUGCCUCCAACCCAACUUCCACCGGCACGGAACACGCCUCAGGCGACAUGCGAGGUGGCGAUGUCAGCGGGGCCGGCGGCCAGCGGAUCAACCUAGCGGCCUUCAGGGCCCUCCAGGCGUCCGCUGGCCCGAUAGGCCGCCUGAUCCGCGAAGCCUGCUCUGUCCCGCGCACCCGGUGCGACAUCAAGCCGGAGCUUUCCGACGGGACUCCAAGCCCGCCCUGUGAAAUGCGCAAAUUCGGCUCUGGCUGGGGCGCGCACAAGCUGUGCACACCACCAGCCCCUGAGCCGAAUACGCGUUGCGUCUUCUACUCUUUCGGCAUAUCCGACGAUUACAGCUUUGACGUUGACCUGGCCAAGUUUACUAAUUGCCACGGUUUUGCCUUCGACCCUACUGUCGUACACCCCGGACUGUUGCUCGAACAGCCGCCUGUAUCCUUUCACGCCAUCGCGGCCAGGUCGUUAAACGAAGACUUGAAUGCCAAAUGGCACGCGGUGACCUCGGUCCCGGCACUUCGGCGCUGGCAAAACCACAGCCAGGUGCUGGUGAUUAAAAUGGACUGCGAGGGCUGUGAGUACUCCAUUGCCCGCGACGUGCUGGCGGAGGAUCCGCAGUUCUUUAACCACGUACAGCAGUUUGCGGUCGAGAUCCACAUCGCCAAGAAGUGGAUCUGGAGCCGGAACCACACUCUGAAUCUAGGCCACCUGUACACGCUGCUGGAUGCGGCGGGGUUGGCGCUGCGGCACGCCUCACUGACACCGUGCAACCGGCGGCACGAGGCAAGCGGAUGUGACGAGACGUUGUUGGAGCUCGGGUACCCGUGCUGGGACGGCAUCAUGUGUCAGAACUUGCUGUUUGCAAGGUCGUGA
This is a messenger RNA of Volvox carteri f. nagariensis, 4065 nucleotides long. RefSeq lists its product as uncharacterized. Gene Ontology annotation, cellular component: membrane. The transcript is spliced from 17 exons. Bases 1 to 4065 code for a protein of 1354 amino acids. Gene Ontology annotation, molecular function: xanthine transmembrane transporter activity. NCBI's taxonomy places the organism in Eukaryota, Viridiplantae, Chlorophyta, Chlorophyceae, Chlamydomonadales, Volvocaceae. Gene Ontology annotation, biological process: transmembrane transport; xanthine transport. The record is from RefSeq and is a predicted model, not a curated record.